Messenger RNA from Daucus carota subsp. sativus, 1443 nucleotides. RefSeq names its product E3 ubiquitin-protein ligase DIS1. Gene Ontology annotation, molecular function: zinc ion binding; ubiquitin protein ligase activity; protein binding. Gene Ontology annotation, biological process: ubiquitin-dependent protein catabolic process; multicellular organism development. The coding region runs from base 220 to 1137 and encodes 305 amino acids. The transcript is spliced from 4 exons. Lineage: Eukaryota; Viridiplantae; Streptophyta; Magnoliopsida; Apiales; Apiaceae. Gene Ontology annotation, cellular component: cytoplasm. The record is from RefSeq and is a predicted model, not a curated record.
UGAAUUUCUCUUCAACAAAAUAAUCAAGACCCCCGUGGCAAAAAAAUAAAAUAAAAUAAUCAAGACCCCCCUCCUCAUUUUUCUUUAUUUCAUCCCCAUCAUCAUCGUCACAUAUAUAUCAAGAUUGUAUAAGGAGCUUCAGUUUAGUGCUUAGCUUCUCCUUCAGUUGUGCUGAAUUGGACAGUUAUUCAAGAAAUCAAGUGACUGGUGCUACUUUAGAUGGCUAGCGGAAACCCUUACUUUGACGAUUUCCGGACUAAAUCCGAGAUUAUAGAUUCUGCCAAUAGCGAUGACAUGACGGAUGUCACUGAAUAUGCGAAUGACCCUGUCCACAUUGCUCGGAAGCCUAGCAUGGCUGUCUCUAGCAGUGUUCGAGAACUACUCGAGUGCCCUGUAUGCUUAAAUGCUAUGUACCCUCCUAUCCAUCAGUGUUCAAAUGGUCACACAUUGUGCUCUGGAUGCAAGCCACGGGUGCACAACCGAUGCCCAACUUGUAGGCAUGAACUUGGGAAUAUCAGAUGUCUUGCACUUGAAAAAGUUGCUGCAUCUCUGGAACUUCCAUGUCAAUAUCAGAGUUUUGGUUGUGCAGGCAUAUUUCCGUACUACAACAAGCUAAAUCAUGAAACUGGAUGUGCUUUCAGACCCUAUAACUGUCCGUAUGCUGGAUCAGAAUGCACUGUUAUUGGUGAUAUCAGUUAUCUGGUGGACCAUCUGAAAGAUGAUCACAAAGUUGACAUGCAUAAUGGUAAUACUUUCAACCAUCGUUAUGUCAAAUCGAAUCCCCACGAGGUUGAAAAUGCGACUUGGAUGCUUACGGUAUUCAGUUGCUUUGGGCAGUAUUUCUGUUUGCAUUUUGAAGCUUUCCAACUUGGGAUGGCUCCAGUUUACAUAGCAUUCCUGCGUUUCAUGGGUGACGAAAAUGACGCAAAGAAGUACUGCUAUAGUCUUGAGGUUGGUGGCAAUGGGAGGAAGAUAACCUGGCAAGGAGAGCCACGUAGCAUAAGGGACAGCCAUAAUAAAGUUCGUGACAGUUUUGAUGGUCUCAUCAUACAACGUAACAUGGCGCUCUUCUUCUCAGGUGGAGAUAGGAAGGAACUGAAACUGCGGGUUACGGGAAGGAUUUGGAAAGAACAGUAACCAAAUAGGCCAGGAGUGAAGUGCUGUUUAUCUUAUUUCUUGAAUACCUUUGAGGCAAAAUUCUCUUCUUCUCAGGUGGUGAACUCCGGGUUACUAGUAGGAUUUGGAAAGAACGGUUAUUACAUAGAACUGACGUGCUGUUUAUGUUGUUUCUUGGUUACUUUUUAGGCAAAGUUCUCUUUGCUACACAAAAUGUUCAUACACAUGCACAUUAGUUUCUGUUUCUCAAUCGUAUGAUAGACUGGAAUUCGUAGGUUUGCUUGAAAUUCUUGUUCUAUGAAAUCAUGCGGUGAAGGUUUUAAUUUU